Molecule: messenger RNA, 674 nt
Organism: Rhipicephalus sanguineus (brown dog tick)
Lineage: Eukaryota; Metazoa; Arthropoda; Arachnida; Ixodida; Ixodidae
Exons: 5
Coding region: 11-553 (180 amino acids)
Biological process (GO): symbiont-mediated perturbation of host defenses
Source: RefSeq, a predicted model, not a curated record
UCCAAAUGCGAUGGAGUCAGGAACGCACGUGCAGCAUCUCUGGCGUAAUCUUCAACUCGUCUGGUUCUGUUCAUCUUUACUGAUCGCUGUCCACUGCCUGGAACCAAUGAAGGGCUUCGAUCCCGAAAAGUUCCUGGGCAAGUGGUGGAUUGUGCGAGCCACGGCCAGUGUAUUCCACCAUGCUGAGCAGUGCACGUACUUCAUGGUCAACCGCAAGGCGGAGCGCCUCUACAAUAUGACCGCUGAGUUUAGUGUCGCAGGCGACCGCACCCGCAGACUGUCCCUUGACCUGGAGGACGGCGAGAACCCGAGCGAGUACACGGCUUCAUUGAAUGACAAACCGAUAAUCUGGGUGACCAUGCUCGGUACCGAUUACAACAAUUGGGCUUUGGUGCAUAUACGUGAAGGAAAAUAUGUAUCGACUGCUGUGGCCUCCCGGAACCCUAGUUUAGACCCUGAACUUGACAAAGAUGUCCGAUCAGUCCUGGAUAAGAACCAGCUUCCUGAUGAGUUCCACACCGUGCGCACCAGCGACUGUCCCGACACCAGAUGAGAACGGCGGCAAAUGGCGCCCUACAAUGGAGUCAUGUUUAUUUUCGGGGCAUUGAGAGAAAAAUAAAAUGUGUAAACACAGACAUUCCAAAUAGCUUUCGGAAAUAUUUGAUACUGACGAG